AUGUUGACUCUAGAUCUGGAAACUGAUACCACUGCGGAGGAUACAGCGCCAAGCACCCCAGGUGAUAGUGCGGAGACACCGGCCAGUCUCGAUGUGCUGGAAGAGCAACGGCCAAUCAAGCAGUCCUUGAGUGCCUCUAUGUGCAGUGAGAAUCAUUGGCGUUGCCUCCUCUUGUCCUUACUCAUGUACAGCUGCCUGGGUGCUGUGGCCUGGUGUCAGCUUACCCAAGUGACCAAGCUAAGCUUUGAUUCCUCCAGUACUUCCCUUACUGUCUCAAUGAACUCUCUUAGAGGAGGAGGAAGUCGCACCAUGGUAUACCACGACAGCCCUUGUUCUGAUGGCUAUGUGUACAUCCCCUUGGCCUUUCUUCUCAUGCUCUAUGUUGUUUACCUCAUGGAGUGCUGGCACUGUCGUGCCCGCAGCGAGCUUCAGUGCAAGGCCAACGUGGACAGCAUCCAUGAAAGGGUUCUGCGCAUGCGUCAAUCUCGACCAUGCAUCUGGUGGAAAGCUAUCAGUUACCAUUUCGUUCGUAGGACUCGACAAGUGACGCGUUACCGGAACGGGGAUGCCUUCACCACCACACAGGUUUAUCGCGAGCGUGUGAACACGCAUGUAGCUGAGGGAGAGUUUGACUAUAGGCGUUGUGGCAUGCGGGAUGUUUCACGCAACUUGAGUGGACUGGAGGGUCACGCAGCAACACGAUUGCAUUUCACCAAGUGCUUCAGUUUUGCUGGAGCAGGGCCAGAGAAUUCUUACCUUAACCAACGGGCCAGGUUCUUCUCCGAAAUUGAAGGCCUGGAUGACUACAUGGAAGCCCGCGAAGGCAUGCUGCUAAAGAAUGUCGACUUCAAAGAGCACAUCGUAGCUUAUAUAGAUCCUGACCAACUACCGUGGUACACCUCAAGAGUCACCUUCUGGAUGGCUGCUCUCCUCAUGCUCUCCUGGCCACUUCGAGUGUUGAUUGAGUACCGUACGGCUUUUCUGCACUAUCAAGUUGAAAAACUCUUUGGGCUAGAGUACAGCAACAACAACCCAUCUCCAGAGGUAGUCGCUACAGUGAGGAACACUCAAUAUGGCCUUCCAAGAGCAGAAACAGUGGACAGCACAGAGUUGGAAUGGCACAUUCGCUCAAAACGUCAGCUUAUUCCGAGCUACUCAGAAGCCAUGCUGAUGAAUCUGGAGGCUUCCAGGUCAGACGACAGAAGCAGCCUUUCCUCCAACCGUUUCUUGUUGGAUAGCAACCCAGCACAGAGCUAUGGGACAUUGCAAAACUGUGAGCACAGUUGCCAACAUGAGGGUGGACAAAGACGGCCAACCAUCACCUCUAGCUGUUCCUCCAUCUUCUCUCGACAUACCUUCCACUCCCGUUUGUCACUGGAUACAUCCCACUUCUCACUAUGCCGCAUAUAUGGCUCCAGGCGCACCUUGGGACUGUGUAGGAGCCGAAGCAGUACACUUACAGAUCGCUGCUGUCCUGAUGAGCAGUGCUCCAGGUCUUAUACCAGUCAGCUGGCCCUUAAUGACAGCCCACCCAACUACCAAGAUUCUCGCUUUUUCCCAGUCCUCAUUGUACAUCGGCCUGAGGGCUGCGGGGACUCUUCAGAAAUUAGAAGGUAUUAUGUACGCAGGGGCUCCUGUUGUGUGGAGACUUCACUUUAA
This is a messenger RNA of Xyrauchen texanus (razorback sucker), 1659 nucleotides long. RefSeq names its product transmembrane protein 151B-like. The record is from RefSeq and is a predicted model, not a curated record. The transcript has 2 exons. Bases 1 to 1659 code for a protein of 552 amino acids. Lineage: Eukaryota; Metazoa; Chordata; Actinopteri; Cypriniformes; Catostomidae.